Nematostella vectensis (starlet sea anemone) is the source of this 2119-nucleotide messenger RNA. Its product is annotated as protein lifeguard 1. Lineage: Eukaryota; Metazoa; Cnidaria; Anthozoa; Actiniaria; Edwardsiidae. Bases 170 to 913 code for a protein of 247 amino acids. The transcript has 12 exons. Gene Ontology annotation, cellular component: membrane. The record is from RefSeq and is a predicted model, not a curated record.
CCGGGAAUCGAUUACGUUAUUUUUUAGUAGUCGAGCGGUGGUGGUACGACGAUCCCCCUCUAACAGCAAAACAACGCAUUUCUAGUGAUUUUAUCACCCCAACGAAGUCUUAAGGUUCUUCAAGGGCUAAAAGGAUAAAUUUGAGAGAGGUUGCAGCAAGGUUUCCAUCAUGCAUGCGGGAUACAACGAGAUGGGUGAUGCGGAAAAAUAUGGCGCUGAUGAUCCGUUUGCUGAUAAUUCGAUGGCGUUUAGUGACAUUUCCAUACGUGCAGGAUUCAUACGAAAGGUUUACUCCAUUCUGCUAUGUCAACUGGCAGUUACUAUUUCCUUCAUAUGUUUCUUCCUUUAUUGUGAACCAGUAAGGCUAUAUGCUGUAUCACAUCCGGGAAUAUUCUAUGGCGCACUGGCUGUUACAUUUGUGACCAUGAUUGCAAUGGCAUGCUGUGAGGGAGUAAGGAGAAAAUUCCCAACAAACCUGCUUUUCCUGACACUUUUCACCCUCUGUGAAGGCUACCUACUAGGGGCAGUUUCAAGUGUGUACAAGGCUGAUGAAGUGCUUAUGGCAGUCGGCAUCACAGCUGUCGUUGUCCUCGCUAUUACUAUCUUUGCAUUCCAGACAAAGUACGACUUCACAAUGAUGGGUGGCUUCCUCUUUGUUGCACUUAUCGUCCUUAUCUGUUUUGGAUUUCUGGCAAUCUUCUUUCACAACCGGGUUGUCCAAAUCGUCUAUGCCUCCUUGGGAGCGCUGCUGUUUGCUUUGUACCUGGUGUAUGACACGCAGAUCAUGAUGGGAGGUGGAAAGAUGUAUUCCAUCUCACCAGAAGAGUACAUCUUCGCUGCUCUGAACCUUUACUUAGACAUUGUCAAUAUGUUCCUCUACAUACUCCAGCUCAUUUCGGCUGCUCGCAACUAACAAGGCUGCUACCAGUUUAUAGAUAUACACCAGGUACAUGUAUUUUUAGGGCGUGGCUUGCUUUCUAUAUAUAGAUACAUUACCUGGUACGUGUAGUUGUUAGGGUGUGGCUGCUACCAGUUUAUAGAUACAUAACCAGGUGCUUGUGGUUAUAAGGGUGUGGCUGCUAAUGCGUCAAUGCUGCCAGUAUAUAGAUAUACCACUUGUUUAUUUUAUUCAUUAGGGCGUGGAUGCUCCAAUGUAUUAGAUAUCACACAAGGUCCUUUUAUUCAUUAGUGCGUCACUGUUACCAGUAUAUAUGUAUAACACUGCACCAUUUUAGUCAUUAUGGCAUGGAUGCUCCAGUGUAUUAGAUAUCACACAAGGUCUUUAUAUUCAUUAGUGCGCCAAUGCUACCAGUAUGUAGAUAUAACGCUUGGUCAUUUUAGUUAUUAGGGCGUGGAUGCCGGCAGUGUAUAGAUAUAAUAGUGCGUCAAUGCUACCAGAAUUUAGACAAUAACAAUUGGUUAUUUUAGUCAUUAGGGCGUCAAUGCUACCAGAGUAUAGGUGUAACGUUCGGUCCUUUUGGUUAUUAGGGCGUUUGUGCUACCAGUAUAUAGAUAUAACACCCGGUCUUUUUAUUCAUUAGUGCGUCAAUGCUACCAGUGUUUAGAUAUACCACUUGUUUAUUUUAUUCAUUAGGGCAUGGAUGCUGCCAGUGUGCAGAUAUGAUGCUUAGUCCUUUUGGUUAUUAGCGUAUGGAUUCUACAGAUUCUACAGUACUAGUAUAUUGAUUCGCCUGUCUGUUCGAAUCUGUUGCUUAUACCAACUAACAAGGCGAGGCUGCCGCUAUUAUAAUAACUAGAUCAUUAGUGUUUAUUAGGGCAUUUGUGAUACCAUUUUAUGACCACGGGGAGGUACUCAGCGGUCCAACAGAGGCCAAAAAAUCAAACCCAAAAUAAUACACUUCAAUUCGAACAUGGGUAUUUGCUUUAUUAUUUGCUAUCCGCUUUUCUGUCUGGACACCGCCUUUAAGGGAAUUCCCUAUCGUCUGUUUUGGCCGCAUUUCAAUCUUGAACAAUUUCACGCAAACUCAAAAGAUAGGAUAGGUAACGUACCAUCGAAAAAUUGAACCAGGUAUGGGUACGGCUCUUAUGGACCUUAAAUAGCGAAUGUUCCUAAAUGGAUGUCCUCUUAUGGACCUAUUAAAUAACGAAUGUUCCUAAA